CGCAAGAUUCGCGGGUGCGACGCAUCCACGGAGUGGACCGAAUCGCAUAGCGAGCAUCCGCUACGGGCGAUGCCAGCAGCCCUCCUACGAAACCCGCGCGACCUGGACGGGCUGCCCAUCCCCACGGGACGCCUACACGUUCAUUUCCACAACCGCGGCUCGCAGACAUGGAUGCUGGUACGGCGCAGAGUCGCUGCGCGCCACAGACGCGACUCCGAACCGGGACCAAGUGGCCACCCUUCCCAGACAGCUGUUGCCCAAGAGGGGACGGCUGGCGCGAGUUCCGAGCCCGUAUAUCGGCGCGAAUGGAUGCCUGCGCGAGCUGGCACCAGGCAUCCGCGCCUUCCAGGGUAUGUGCUGCACUUCCUGGACAGGGGCGAGCCGAGCUUCGUCCGGGAGGCGUCGGCGCGCGAGUACGCGGCGAACAAGAGGAAGCGGGAGAGGAUGGCGCAGACAACGUGAACCACACGCUCGUCCGCGUCAAUAGUCAGAUAAGCAAGCCGUUUCCGCCUGCUCACUUUUUU
Messenger RNA from Trametes versicolor FP-101664 SS1, 524 nucleotides. RefSeq lists its product as uncharacterized. NCBI's taxonomy places the organism in Eukaryota, Fungi, Basidiomycota, Agaricomycetes, Polyporales, Polyporaceae. The record is from RefSeq and is a predicted model, not a curated record. The coding region runs from base 70 to 462 and encodes 130 amino acids. The transcript has a single exon.